Cotesia glomerata is the source of this 942-nucleotide messenger RNA. RefSeq lists its product as uncharacterized. NCBI's taxonomy places the organism in Eukaryota, Metazoa, Arthropoda, Insecta, Hymenoptera, Braconidae. The transcript is spliced from 2 exons. The record is from RefSeq and is a predicted model, not a curated record. Bases 5 to 802 code for a protein of 265 amino acids.
UCCAAUGGAGUUUACAGUUUCUGGUGAUGGGACUUGGAAAAAAAGAGGUUUUAAUUCUCUAUUUGGAGUAACUACACUAGUAGCAAAAAAUUGCAAGAAAGUUGUUGAUACUGUUGUCAAAUCCAGUUUCUGUCAAGGUUGUAAUAUUUGGAAAAAUAAAAAAAAUUCAGAUAUUUCAGCGUAUCAUGAUUGGUAUGAGGAUCAUCAAGAAGUUUGUACCAUAAAUCAUAAAGGAAGUGCCGGCAAAAUGGAAGUAGAUGCUGUUGUGGAGAUGUUCUGUAGAUCAGUUGAAAAACACGGAGUGAAAUACGUAAAAUAUAUUGGCGAUGGUGAUACAAAGACAUUCAAAGGCAUACUCGAUAUGGAUCUGUGUGAUAAAGUUUUAGAAAUUAUAAAACCAAUUUAUGACAGUUUAUCAUCAGAGGAAUUAUUAACUCGAUGUUUAGGUUCUGAAGCUCAAAACAAUAAUGAGUCUCUAAACUCGUUGAUUUGGACUUUCGCGCCGAAACAUAUUCAUUCUGGACCUAAGAUAAUUGAAAUAGCAACAUUUCUCGCUCUUUGCAUUUUUAAUGAAGGUUUCAUUCCAAUUUUAAAAAUGAUGACCCUUAUGGGAAUGAAAAUUGGGCCGGAAGCUCAUUCAUUUGCUGUGAGACGAGACAACGCCCGGAUUGAACGCUCCGAAAUACGUACAUCCAACGCUUCAAAGGAGGCCAGAACUGCUCGAUUGGAAGAGAGAAACGCAGAAAAUAGUUUUUUUGAAGUAGAAGAAGGUCUGAUGUAUGAAGCAGGAAUGGCAGAUUGAAUAAAAAUGACUAGGAGGGUUGAAAUCAUGUCAAAACUCAUCUGCCAAUUUUUUGACGCCCCCCACUUCAUCGGCUGCCAGUUUUUUAAAUUUUUGACUUUUUUUUUUUUUAUUUUUUUCUGUACUCUUGAAACAUUAAU